AAAAAUCCAAGAAUCCGCAAUGGCCUCAAUUGAUAGCGAUCCGCUGUAUACGUCGAUUUGCAGCGAUAAAACCCUCCAUUCGCAGAAGGAAGGCUUCUUCAAUGCAUUCUACUGGACGGUGGCGGAGAACUUCACCGGUCAGAACGAACACUGGCUGCGGGACGUUUUUGGGAAGGUUCAACCGGGCAACGACUCUGCCAAACUGCAGCUCAUCUACGAAGAUCCAACGGUUUGUUUUGAAGUGCUGGGAACGCUGGAACAUGUCAAACCGGUGUUCCGUGCGAAGGAUGCCAAGUUUAGCUGGCAGCGUCGCGAGCAGGCCACGAAGGUGUUGAAUGAAGGUAAGAUGCAACAGGCAAUGAUGUUGGCCAGUCAAGCGGUUAUGAAGGCACCGGCCCAGGGAGUCGAUCUGCACAUCGAUCAGGGCCUGACGCUGGCCUGUGCACUUUGGACCAGGGCCGAAGUGCUAAUUCGGAUGCUGGACGGAAAACAUGCACUGCGGGACUUGCAGAUGGCGGCCAAAGCGGGCUUCCCGGUGAAGGCGAACGGCGAGUACUAUGGCAAGAUUGCCAAGUGUUAUGCAUUGAUGGAUGACAUGAAACGCGCAGAAGUCUCGGCCAAGCUGUUCCACCAGCUGGCCGGUUUCGAUGACUACAGAUUGCAGCGGUUGCGAGAAGAUUUGGAUGAUUUGAGAACGUUGAAAGCGGAGGACACUGCUAUGAAGCCUCAGGAUCCGAAACCAAUGCUCCCGGAACUUGCUGGAGGGGCGAGUCAAGAGCUGAAAGGUGCUUCGAAGAAGAUCACUCUCAGUGGAACGCGUGAUGAAUCCAUCAAGGGACGGUACAUUGUGGCGGCAGAAGAUCUGGAACCAGGAGAAACGGUACUGGUUGAACCGGCAUAUGGAGCGUGUCUGUAUCCGAGAUUUUUCGGAACGAAUUGUAAUCUGUGUUUCACAAAAUUGAGUGCCUCGGUCCCUUGCCUGGACUGCUGUGGUGUGGCGUUCUGCUCCCCCGAGUGCCGAGAUCUGGCCUGUGCCGGAUAUCAUCGCUUCGAGUGUCACUUCAUGGAUCUGAUGAUUGGUUCCGGCAUGUCCAUCCUCUGUCACUUGGCGCUUCGGUUGGUCACCCAAGCCGGUACGCCCGAAAAGGCUAUCGAAAUUGCAAACGAUUUGGGACUGUGUGCUCACGCAGAACACCGCAAUCAGGAGGACUACUUCCGGCGAACUUUAAUGGCUGCCUUUCUGCUGCGGUGCCUCCAGAAGGCGGAGUUCUUCGGUCGCCGCAAAACGGAAGCAGCCGAGCCGACCCCACAGGAAGCCAAAGUUGGUGGAGUGAUUCUGGAGUUGCUUCAAUCGCUUCAGUUCAACGCUCACGAGAUCUACGAGCUAAAGAUCGGUGGAGAUCAUCGGAUCGAUUCGGCCAAGGUCCAGUACAUCGGAGUGGGAGUUUACAAAACCGGAGCGAUGUUGAAUCAUGAUUGCCAUUCUGGUGUUUCUCGCAGUUUCCUCAAAACGACCAUGGUCCUCCACACCAGUAGACCGUUGGCCAAGGGCGAUUCAGUUCCGGAAAACUAUGGUAUGCACUUCCUGCGGCAACCGUUGCCAGUGAGGCAGAAGGUGCUCCGUUCACGCUAUUGGUUCAAAUGUGACUGUAAGGCUUGCUUCGAGGAUUGGCCUAUGCUGGAAAAGCUAACGGAGAAGCCGAAACUCCGCUGCCCACAUCCGGAUUGCACCGGGCUUUUGAACUAUGCACCAAAGGGCAAGUGCUUCAAGUGCAACAGGAGUGUCAAUUUUGAAAGUGCCUUCAAGAUUCUACGUCAGUGCGAGGAUCUGUACGAUGAAGGAGCCAAAAAGAUGUCCCAGGAACGCGUUGAGGAAGCGGCCCAGUUACUCAGCAAGGGAAUCAGCAUGUUCUACCAGGUGGCAGUUCCUCCGUUCAAGGCGACACACUUGGCUGAGGAAUCGCUGCGGUCUUGCUUCGCCGAUUUCGGUCUUCGUUCAGGUUCAUCGGCAGAUGCUUAGAGGUUUUUAGAGUGAAAGGCAGUCCUGCGAUUUGCCAAUGCGAACCCAUUGAUACUGACGAUUUAUACACACACACGCACACAGCAGCAU
Molecule: messenger RNA, 2110 nt
Organism: Ochlerotatus camptorhynchus
Lineage: Eukaryota; Metazoa; Arthropoda; Insecta; Diptera; Culicidae
Gene: Smyd4-2
Product: SET and MYND domain containing, class 4, member 2
Exons: 4
Coding region: 20-2020 (666 amino acids)
Biological process (GO): compound eye photoreceptor development
Cellular component (GO): nucleus; cytoplasm
Molecular function (GO): histone deacetylase binding
Source: RefSeq, a predicted model, not a curated record